Messenger RNA from Helianthus annuus (common sunflower), 1569 nucleotides. RefSeq lists its product as uncharacterized. The record is from RefSeq and is a predicted model, not a curated record. Lineage: Eukaryota; Viridiplantae; Streptophyta; Magnoliopsida; Asterales; Asteraceae. The transcript has 3 exons. The coding region runs from base 1 to 1569 and encodes 522 amino acids.
AUGCUGGUUGAUGAACCAGAAGAAGAUGAAACGGAAGUUAAUGCUGAAGAAGAUCAAGAUCAGCUAUCUCCUGAAACUGAACAUUUGAUGAAAGAUAUUGAUGACACUUUGGAAGUUGGGAAAUCAGCAGGUAAAGUAGUUGUUGAUGAUGACGAGAAAAGUUUAUCUAGUUCAGAAGAUGAUGUUGAUGCUGAAGUUGAUAAAUGGAUCAAAGAAAACUACGAUCCAAGAGAUAGAGUGCAACAAAAGAAGAGAAAAAGGAGUACGGAUGAUGAUGAUGAAAUGCAUGUACCACCAGAGGAUGUUCAAGUUGUACAAACACCAUCUUUAGGAGGCCGAAAGAAAUCUACUUCAAGAAAACAGGAGAUAACUCUUGAAAAGCUUGAUGAUUUUAGUUUCGUAAACGAUCUUGUGAAAAAGCUGCAAAAGAAAGUGGAUGAGGUGUCAAGUGAGAAAAAGAAGUUAGAAAAACGUGUCAAGUCUGUUGAAGUUGAAAAUUCAUCUUUGUUGAAAAAGGUUGAAGCCGAUCAAGCCGACAUAGAUAUUCUUAAAGUUCGUAUAGCUGAAUUGGAAGAAGAAAAGGCUCGAAGGGAUGAGCAGAAUGAGUACUUUAAGUUGAAAAACAAAGAGUUAGAAGCCAAGAACGCUAAGAAAGAACAUGAAGAUUAUAUGAUAAAGAAAGUGAUUGAAGACUUGAUUGGGAAGCCGAUUGAACAAAGAUUUGAAGAGAUAGAACUUGAAGAAGUAAGAGCAAGACGAAAAGCUGAAAUUGAAGCUGAAAUGAAAGAUAAAGGUAUAGGUGUUCCAGUUGAAGGUGUUGCUCAAGUAACAGAAAGGGCAAUUGUUCUGACGAAGCCGACAAAAGUUCUAGAUCCUUGUCCAAUAACUACAGUUUCUGGUGAGAUUGACGAUGAUGAAGAAGAUGAAGAUGAUAAUCUGAAAGAUGAUGCAGAUGAAGUGUAUUCUGUUCAUAGUGAUGAUGAUGACGAUGGUAAUGAUGAUGAUGAUCAAGGUACUUCGGAUAUCAAAGUGACUGAAGCGUCAAAUGAAGAGAAUAUUGAUGAUUAUCUUCAAGAUGAUGCAAAUGAAGAAUCAGAAAGUUGCUACGAUAUGUUUUCAGAAAGCUGCAUGACAACUGAAACAGUGAUUGUGUACAAAGUUGGGAAUGAAAGCAAAUACAUUCAUUUGUAUGAUCCAAUGUGGAUUGUGAACUGUUAUGCAAAGGAUAUCGAGUGUUUGUUUGUAAACAAGAUUGGGUAUAAAGCUGAAGAUAAAGAUCAAGCUUUGCAGUUUCAGAAAGUUGCUAUAAUUUGUUUUCAGAAAGGAAUAUAUUCUAAAAAUAUAUGGUUAUCAAAGUGGAGAAAGAUUGAAAAGGAAGAGUUUCUGAAAGCUGAGAAGGAAAGAAAAGAGUGUGAAGAGAAAGACAGAGUUGCUAGAUUUACAGUUGUGCAAAGGCUAGCUGAAGAAGAGCAGAGAGCUGCUAAAGAGAAUGAAAAGCUCAGGAAAGCGUUGCUGAAAAAGCCAAAGCGUCAUGAGGAGAAGUUUAAGUCUUUAUGUAGAAAGUUUUGA